Messenger RNA from Momordica charantia (bitter melon), 1425 nucleotides. Its product is annotated as Ubiquitin carboxyl-terminal hydrolase family protein. Lineage: Eukaryota; Viridiplantae; Streptophyta; Magnoliopsida; Cucurbitales; Cucurbitaceae. Gene Ontology annotation, molecular function: RNA binding. The record is from RefSeq and is a predicted model, not a curated record.
GAUUAAUUUCUUGCUCUUCCGCUUUCCUCUACUCGUAGUUCGAUUUCAUCGCUGCAACUAAUCAAUGAGGCAUGAAACCAUUUGAAUCGGCAAUAUCUGUUUCAGCAACUCAUUUCUCCAGAAUCAGAUUCGGCCCCUUCAAUUAUUUCUGUCAAAGGCGAUGGAGAAAGCCAUUGGUGACUGCCCAAACUCGGUUAGAAGACAGAACAAGGGACCUGAAGCUCGACAAACUCGCAACCGAGAUCAGAAAACUCAGAAUCAUCCUCAAACUCCGCGCCCUCAUGAUCAAUCGGAAACGUGGCCCGUUCGUCUCCUUGCAAAUCAUGUCUCGGUGGCGGAACAUUGCCGGACUCAACAUCGGCAUUGGGGAGUUCGUUCAUAAGUACCGCCAUGUGUUCGACGUAUUUCCCCAUCCAGUGAUGAGGAAUUUAUGCUGCAGAAUCUCCGGGAAGAUGACUGCCUUGAUCGAACAAGAAGAGAGCGUUGUUAAGGAUCUCGAAAUCGAGACCGUUCAGCGGUUGAAGAAGUUGCUGAGGAUGUCCGUUAAUGGCGCUCUCCAUGUUCAUGCGCUGAGGCUGGUCAGCAAGGAACUGGGGUUGCCCGAUGGGUUUAGAGAAUCGAUUCUCGUGAAGUAUGCGGAUGAUUUCAGAUUGGUUGAUAUGGAGAUUGUUGAAUUAGUUGAUAAACGUGAGAAUGAAGUUGUGGCUGAGGUUGAACAAUGGAGGGAGAGAGAAUUUAGAGAGAAAUGGCUGAGCGAAUUCGAUGUCAAAUACGCAUUUCCCGUCAAUUUCCCAACUGGGUUUACAAUACAGGGAGGUUUUAGAGAGAGGCUGAGGAAUUGGCAGAGGCUUCCAUAUGCAAAGCCAUAUGAGAGGACGCAGGGCAUUAGGGUUCGUUCUCGUGGGGGGAUGCAGCGCCAUGAGAAGCGAGCUGUGGCUGUUCUUCAUGAGCUUCUGAGCUUGACUGUGGAAAAGCUGGUUGAUGUGGAACGACUUGUCCAUUUCAGGCGAGAUUUCGCCAUUGAAGUCAAUAUCCGUGAGCUUCUACUGAAGCACCCAGGGAUAUUCUACAUAUCAACCAAGGGGAACACUCAAAUCGUUUUCCUUAGAGAGGCUUAUGCUAAAGGGGGCUUGGUUGAGCCAAAUCCAAUAUACAUUGUUCGAAGGAAGAUGCAGGAUCUUGUUCUGUUGGGACGUAGAAACACCAAGCAAUUGCAAUCUUCCAUGGAAAUCAAGGAAAGUGACAGAGCUACUGCUGCCUAUAAUGGAGACUGGUUAUGUAAAAGGGAAGGAAGCUGGGUUUUGCCCAUUUUAGAGGGCUUUGAUUGAGGGAUGAAUUUCAAAUGUCUGGUAAAGAUGAUGAAUUGUUUGGGGUGGAUGUGAAGAAGGAACUGUGUUCAUGGUGGAAUAAAAGUUGAUUAUCUGA